Symbiodinium natans is the source of this 291-nucleotide messenger RNA. Lineage: Eukaryota; Dinophyceae; Suessiales; Symbiodiniaceae. The record is from the annotation of a GenBank genome assembly.
AUGGAGCCUGAUUCCAGCAUGGGUGCCUACAAGGUCGGUGAUCCAGCGGUCUCUCCCGCAGGCCGGAUGUUCCUCGAGAGCGUGCACUCAGAGCUCUACAGCGACCUUGGCAUCCUUCUGGUGCUCAUCGGUGCCAUCCUCGCGCUUCACUUCCUCUACUACGAGGUGGCGAUGCUAAAGAACCCCACACGUCGCACUUUGGGGCUACAACUCUCCGUGGCCCUGGCGUCCUCGUCUUUCCUGGGACUGGGGCUCUUCUUCCUGUACGCCUGGGCUGGCUUGUAUUCAUGA